GCUGCAGAGCGCGGCGAGGCGGGCGGGCACCAGCUGCGCUAACUGCAAGACCGCGACCACCACGCUCUGGCGAAGGAAUCAGGCCGGCGAGCCGGUGUGCAACGCGUGCGGCCUCUACUACAAGCUGCACAACGUGAACCGACCGCUCACGAUGAAGAAGGAGGGCAUACAGACGAGGAACAGGAAGCUUUCGUCGAAGAGCAAGAAGAAGAAGGCUGGUGGCUGUCUGGGACUCGGCGGCGUGAUGGGCGAUAUGAUCAAGGCGAGUGGUCACCUAGAUCUCGACAACAAGCCCUUCCAUUCCGGAUUCGGCUCGCCCAUGAGCACGUCGCAGCAUCAUCACACGAUGCACCCGGCGAUGCAACAUUACAUGUAUCACACGGGUGUCGGGGUUGCCGGUGGCCUUCACCAAGGCUUCGCACCCCCGGCACCGCCGCCGAUCCACCCUCACUCGCAUUCGCAUUCCCACUCGCAUCACAUGACGAGUCUUCAAGGUCUCCAACUGGCAGCCACGACGAACGCGAUGACCGGUUGGCGAUCGGAGUACACAUGAAUCGCGAGUGAGCACCAGCUCAGGACGCAGCCCACCACUCUCGUUCUAACGUAAAUUCGCCCGAGCUCUCUCUCCUCUCUUUCUCUCACCGCGAACGGUCGACCGUUCGAACAGAGAGAGGCCAGCCAGUGGGAAAGAUCGAAAUAGAGGCGCGAGACGUUCUCGAAACGAAAUUUCCAAUUACUCUGUCCUCCCCCGCCUCUCAGCCCCUGUUUCGUCAUCGGUCUCGUUUCGCGGUCGCUGUAAAUAUUGUAAAGUUUUCGGUAAACGAAGAAAAAAAAAGAUAAAACACAGAUGGGCGUUGUUCGAGCCCGGGCCCCAAGUACAAACAAGAGAGUCAAACUUAAACGAAAGACGACCCGUGUGCGUGGAGUCUUGAAUUAGGGAUUCAAACGACUUGUACAUAGGACGCUAUAUUAAUUAUGUAUAACGUGUAUCGCUGCGCAGUGGCAAUUUCUAUCCGCGCGCGCGCGUUUUUUUUUGUCAACCGGAGAUCGUCCUUCGAAGACGCGAUUCCACGGUGAUGGUCGCCCGGGUGUCGGCGCUUCCUUAUUUAUUCGACGGUGGGCGUUCGGAUUACCUGCGCGGAGGGUAUGAAACCCUCGUGGAUAGGCCGGGAUCGGUCUUCGGAAGCCGAGGUACGUACGUACGAUAGAUUAUAUAAGCGUGUAUUCGAGAGACGUGCAAUUUUACGAGUCUUUUUAUCAUCGGGGACACGAUUCAACGCCGAUUUUCAGUUCACGUUGGGAAUUGUCAAACCGUGCGAAGGGUUGAACAAGCAUAUCUCUGAAAAUCACGCAAAGCUAGUCUCAAUGAAAGAUCAAUCGAUUCGUUAGUAUAAAUUUAUUUCAGCGAAUCGGCGUUGAACCGCUUAGCCGGUUAGCGAUUAAUAGCGCAGCAGCAAAGUUUAGGUGUAAAACCACGAGCACACACUAGUAGAAGCGCGAAUCGUGUAAGUGACGUGAAUCCGGAGAUCGUCGACCGAGCUCCGUCUCGAGGGAAAACCA
This is a messenger RNA of Ceratina calcarata, 1560 nucleotides long. RefSeq names its product GATA-binding factor C-like. The transcript is spliced from 4 exons. The coding region runs from base 152 to 553 and encodes 133 amino acids. Lineage: Eukaryota; Metazoa; Arthropoda; Insecta; Hymenoptera; Apidae. The record is from RefSeq and is a predicted model, not a curated record.